AUGCCGAUUGCUACUGGUCAUGAGAAAGAAGAGCUUGAAGCUGAAUUGGAGGGGAGGAGACUGCUUGACAUUGACUUCCCCGAAGGUCCGUUUGGAACUAAGGAAGCUCCUGCUAUUGUGAAGUCCUACUAUGACAAGCGGAUUGUGGGAUGCCCUGGUGGCGAAGGCGAGGAUGAACACGACGUUGUGUGGUUCUGGCUGGAGAAAGGAAAAUCUUUUGAAUGCCCCGUUUGCACUCAGUACUUUGAGCUGGAAGUGGUUGGUCCUGGUGGGCCUCCGGAUGGUCACGGUGAUGAAGACGACCACCACUGA
This is a messenger RNA of Eruca vesicaria subsp. sativa (arugula), 312 nucleotides long. The record is from the annotation of a GenBank genome assembly. Lineage: Eukaryota; Viridiplantae; Streptophyta; Magnoliopsida; Brassicales; Brassicaceae.